Molecule: messenger RNA, 1569 nt
Organism: Cyphellophora europaea CBS 101466
Lineage: Eukaryota; Fungi; Ascomycota; Eurotiomycetes; Chaetothyriales; Cyphellophoraceae
Exons: 1
Coding region: 1-1569 (522 amino acids)
Cellular component (GO): membrane
Source: RefSeq, a predicted model, not a curated record
AUGUCAGAUGUCUUCACCAAUGCUUCAAGAGUGCCCACCGCCGAUGGCGCCCCGGAUCCGUACGAUCAUGAGAUAAACCUGGUUGAUACCACAGUCUCAGAGACUCCCAUUGAAGCGACUCGGACUCGAACAGACUCGCCUACGGGCAGCUGGCGAAAGAUUGGCAUCGCACGAAUACCUACACGGAGCUCGGUCAAGAAAGAGCUAGUGAAGCGGAAAUAUGCAAGAUAUCAGGAGAACCGCUACAGCAAGACGAGCACCGUGGCUGAGGAUGGGACGCAUCCCAGCAAGGAUCAAGCUUCUACCGGCACGCCUCACAACGGCGUCAGCGAGACAGUAGAUUUUGCUCGGCGAGAUCGCGGCCGCGCGAAGGAGAAGUACAAGAAGGAGCACUACAGACCCGAAGUCGCAGUCGAUGUGCUAUACGAGAAUCAGCGAGGCUCAUUUCUGUUCGGCAUACCUUUGUACUCGCACUCGUCCUUGCUUAACUUCGAUCCAAGUCCUUGGGUAAACAAAGACUUCAAGGACUCGCCAGUCAACAUCACUAAUGCGCAAGUGCCGGAUCCAAGCUGGGAGUGGGUAUGGAAGACAUGGUAUGUGGACAUGAGCUACGAUGUGGAUGAGGAAGGCUGGCAGUAUUCAUUUGCAUUCGGACGACAGACCCCCUGGCAUGGCACUCACCCUUGGUUUCAUUCAUUUGUAAGACGACGACGUUGGCUACGGAAGCGUGUCAAGAAGCAUCUCCACCAGCCUGGAGCGAUCAAGGCCAGCAAUCUGAGUGCAGCCCACAGGCUCAAUGCCGAAUAUUUCACCAUUCAUCCAAAGCGAGACCAGAGUCCGGACAGUGCCAGGCCGCAGAGCUAUCUCAGCGCGAUACCAACCGACGUUGAAGAACUCCCUGAUGAGAUCAAGGACAUUGCCACAUUAUUGAAGGCAUUGCGAUUAGCCGCUAUUGAUCGAGAGAAGAUUGACAUAGUAAAACGCUUUGUCAAGGAGGCAAGUGAUGAACUCGCGUACCUUGGACCUCAUAUUCCGGAUAUAACCUCUUUUCUGGUGUUUCAGAACUCUCGCAAGCAACUUCUCGCAUUUCUCAAGAAGAGCGCUGAAGAAGCCCAGCAGCAUCGAGAUGAGCACGAUGCAGAAGAAAAGCCGGAAGGGAACGCUGAGCGGGAGAGGAUCGACAAUCUCCUUGCAGCAGUGGCAGAAGCGAACAAAGAAAUCACAGGUCUGGAAUACUGGUCCGAUCGCAAACAUGUGCUCAAGACGGCGGAUCCAGACAAGGAAGUUACGCAAGCCAUUGCCUCAAUCUUCGACAAGCCUGCUCCAAUGCCCGUUAAGGACGACAACCCUGCAGGAGAUAUUAGAGGCAUCUCCGACGAAGCCGAGGUUGGUCGAGAUCCUACCUUGGAUGCUGCGAAAUCCGUACAGGAGCACGGCAUAAUGCAGCGAGAGGCCAAGGAAGAGCGUGCCAGCAAGGGAAAAGAGCCUAGGCGAGAAAGUGAGGACGAUGUAGUGGAGGCGGAUUCUCCUCCACGACUCGGAGCUGAUCAGGUGUUUAUUUCCGACUAG